Messenger RNA from Aspergillus bombycis, 960 nucleotides. RefSeq lists its product as uncharacterized. The transcript is spliced from 3 exons. The coding region runs from base 1 to 960 and encodes 319 amino acids. Gene Ontology annotation, cellular component: RNA polymerase III complex; nucleus. The record is from RefSeq and is a predicted model, not a curated record. Gene Ontology annotation, biological process: DNA-templated transcription. NCBI's taxonomy places the organism in Eukaryota, Fungi, Ascomycota, Eurotiomycetes, Eurotiales, Aspergillaceae.
AUGGACUCCUCAGACCCCGUCAUCGCAUCCUACGACGUCUACCUGACAGACUCCGAAAUCUCUCGGUACGUCCUCCAAUAUCUCGACCGACUACCAGACUACCCCUAUGACGACCGCCAUGGCCAAAGGCCCACUGCCUUCCGCCUAAAGCCAAAAACCGGACUUGUCGAAGUCGACGUCCCCAUCAAUACCCGCAUGAACUAUGAUGUUAAUAAAGGCCUGAAGUACGGCGAUGCGCUGAAGAAAAGUCGCAGCUCGCAAGAGGGCGGCGCAUUCGGUAUGGCAGGUGGUUUCAGUGGCGGUUCCCUUGCUAGCGGGAAUAAGGUGAAGAUGGAAGCUGGUGGAGAUGUGGAAAUGGGUGGCAUGGGGAAUGGAGACUCGGCUUCCUUAUUACGGGUGCAGACGCUGGGAGGUCGCAUUAAGAUUCCUGAGGAGGGGGACCCGGUUUAUAUGUUGGCUGCUUUCCGGGGGAAUAAUCUUCAUCUGUCGCCUGUUUCGGCGGUUGUGCAGGUGCAUCCCCAGCUUCAUCAUCUUGAUGCGUUAGAUGAGAUUCCCACCAAGGGUAAGGGAAAGAAAAAGGAUGAUGAUGAGGGUGGUGGAAAUGAGGCUCGCGCUAUUGAUAUCAAGGUUAAAGCGGCUGAAGAUGACCAGGCAACUCAGUUGGCUGGCAAUCUGGAUCUUUUGAAGAAGAUGCAGGAGGAGAAAUGGGGUAGCUAUGAUUGGGUCGAUGCUGAGACUGAGGAGUCAUGGCAAGUAUAUGAAAGCUACAUGAUGCACCAAGAUUUGGAAAAUCUACCGCAAUUGGAAUCGGCGAUCGAUAGUGAGGAUUAUCUGGAUAAAAUGAGUGCGCCGCGUAUUGACCCGGCAAACCCAGAGAUGACUGGAUGGGCUAUGAAGCAGAAUCGGAUGAAGCAGAAUGGAAGAGGGAGCUCUUCUAGGAGUAGUACUGAAGAGGAAUGA